Messenger RNA from Chiloscyllium plagiosum (whitespotted bambooshark), 867 nucleotides. It is a transcript of the gene edf1, whose product is annotated as endothelial differentiation-related factor 1. The record is from RefSeq and is a predicted model, not a curated record. NCBI's taxonomy places the organism in Eukaryota, Metazoa, Chordata, Chondrichthyes, Orectolobiformes, Hemiscylliidae. Gene Ontology annotation, molecular function: DNA binding. Gene Ontology annotation, cellular component: nucleus.
UUGAAGGGUAGUUGUGCGGCUGCGCAGUGAGCGGAGUGAAGAUGGCGGAGAGUGACUGGGACACGGUGACGGUGCUGAGGAAGAAGGGGCCGAGUGCGGCGCAGGCCAAGAGCAAACAGGCAGUCACAUUGGCCCAACGCAGAGGAGAAGAUGUAGAGACUACAAAGAAAUGGUCUGCAGGACAAAAUAAGCAACACACCAUCACUAAGAACACCGCGAAACUGGACCGGGAAACCGAGGAACUGCACCAUGAGCGUGUCUCACUCACAGUCGGCAAGUUGAUCCAACAGGGCCGACAGAACCUGGGGAUGAACCAGAAGGAUCUGGCCACAAGAAUCAGUGAGAAACCCCAGGUCAUUGCUGAUUAUGAGUGUGGGAAAGCCAUUCCCAACAACCAGGUCCUUGGCAAGAUUGAAAGAGUACUCGGCCUCAAGCUGCGAGGGAAGGACAUCGGGCUACCCCUGGAGAAGGGCCCAAAGAAAAAAUGAGGACAAAGCCUCGAAAUCAGUUCUGUCUUUGAACUGGUCUCCCCUGGCUUCCUUCACCAGUCAGAAUGGCGUAUUGUCACCUUCAAUACGGAAAGGAUCGUGAUCUGCCCCCAGCUGAGUAACUCUAAUUGAUUCGCUGCCGGCAUUCUAUUUCGCCCAAAGAAAAGCUUAGUUUCUGAAAUUCUGUCUGAUUCCCAGGCAUGGUUUUGAAUGCGAUUAAUCUCUAACCAAGGACAGAAGUGUGAAAACUUUAUUUGUGUUAAUUCCCCUUUCCACAAGUACACCUCUGACUGGGUGCAUAUAUUAUUUCCUUUCACUUUUCUCUGUUCUUUCCUUUCUCCCUGUAAGUUCUUGUAGAAAUAAAGUUUAAGCCUUUGGA